Ochotona princeps (American pika) is the source of this 1416-nucleotide messenger RNA. It is a transcript of the gene GTF2E2, whose product is annotated as general transcription factor IIE subunit 2. Bases 147 to 1019 code for a protein of 290 amino acids. Lineage: Eukaryota; Metazoa; Chordata; Mammalia; Lagomorpha; Ochotonidae. The transcript has 8 exons. Gene Ontology annotation, biological process: transcription initiation at RNA polymerase II promoter. Gene Ontology annotation, cellular component: transcription factor TFIIE complex. The record is from RefSeq and is a predicted model, not a curated record.
GCGCCGCGGUGCCUGCCGGGACGGGUCGUGGUCGUCCCGUCAGGAAGUGGCGGGCGGAGAGGAGUCGCGGCCGAGACGGCGGCCGCUGGUCUCCGAGCGCGGGAGACCCCGACCCGGUGCGGGUCUGCGACGGGUCGCUGAGCAUUAUGGAUCCAAGCCUUUUGAGAGAACGGGAACUGUUCAGAAAACGAGCUCUUACUACUCCCGUGGUAGAGAAACGCUCAGUAUCCUCUGAGUCAUCGUCAUCAUCGAAGAAGAAAAAAGCAAAGGUAGAACAUGGAGGAUCAUCAGCUUCCAAACAAAAUUCUGAUCAUAGCAAUGGAUCAUUUAACUUCAAAGCUCUGUCUGGAAGCUCUGGAUAUAAGUUUGGUGUUCUUGCUAAGAUUGUUAAUUACAUGAAGACACGACAUCAGCGAGGAGACACACAUCCUCUAACGUUAGAAGAAAUUUUGGAUGAAACCCAGCAUUUAGAUAUUGGACUGAAGCAGAAACAAUGGUUAAUGACCGAGGCAUUAGUCAACAAUCCCAAAAUCGAAGUAGUAGAUGGGAAAUAUGCCUUCAAGCCAAAGUAUGACAUAAAAGAUAAGAAGGCCCUCCUGAGGCUCCUAGAUCAGCAUGACCAGCGAGGAUUAGGAGGAAUUCUCUUAGAAGACAUAGAAGAAGCACUGCCAAAUUCCCAGAAAGCUGUCAAGGCUUUAGGGGACCAGAUACUUUUUGUAAAUCGCCCUGAUAAGAAGAAGAUACUUUUCUUCAAUGACAAAAGCUGUCAGUUUUCGGUGGAUGAAGAAUUUCAGAAACUCUGGAGGAGUGUCACUGUGGAUUCAAUGGAUGAAGAGAAAAUUGAAGAAUAUCUGAAGCGACAGGGUAUUUCUUCCAUGCAGGAAUCUGGACCAAAGAAAGUGGCUCCCAUUCAGAGAAGGAAAAAGCCUGCCUCACAGAAAAAACGACGGUUUAAGACUCAUAACGAGCACUUGGCUGGAGUGCUGAAAGAUUACUCUGACGUUACUCCUGGGAAAUAGGGAUGGAUUUGUUCUGAACAAAGAGUUACAGAUACACAAUCAAGAUCUGUCUUGUCAACGCUUGGGCUCUGAAGACUCACUGUCUUCCGUUCUGCUGCUUAGGGCUGAGGAGAAGAUCAGCUCAGUUUACAGAACAGGUGCAGACUUACCAACCUCAAACUCAAGCUUACCGGGUAGGCUAAAGAAAAUGUGACGUUUCCUGUAACCGUUAUGUCCUGGGAGGAAGACACUUGGCGUGGCAUGUAGGUGUCUUUGCUAUUUGUCUCUACUUCCACAUGGUUCCUGGUUCCAUUUUUUUCUUGUUUGUUACUGUAGAGCAGGUUGGCAGAUAGUCCUGAAUGCAAUAUUUGUUUAUUCCAAAAGACAUAUUUAUAAUAAAAUCAUUGUAGAAGGGUUU